This is a messenger RNA of Drosophila mauritiana, 11211 nucleotides long. RefSeq names its product titin. The record is from RefSeq and is a predicted model, not a curated record. The transcript has 7 exons. Lineage: Eukaryota; Metazoa; Arthropoda; Insecta; Diptera; Drosophilidae. Gene Ontology annotation, molecular function: protein binding. Bases 218 to 10879 code for a protein of 3553 amino acids.
CUUCACAGAGUCUUCGUUACAAUUAACUAUGACAAGCUGUCAGCCGUAAAAACAGUGUCUAUAGGAAAAGUGUGAAAGAAAUCAGUGAAUAGUUUGUGGGUGUUUUGUGUACGUGCAUUUACCGUAUUAUAUCCAAUAACUUUGCGGCUUUUCAAAGUGCUCGCUUCGGUAUUCGUUUUCCCCGCACCCAAGCCGCAUUUGCGACGCCGCUUGGAAAAUGUCGCUGGAUGGCGGCAGGUUGCGCUACGAGGACGAAAAUGGUAAAACCGUGGUUCUGGCAGCCAAAGGGCGCACCUUCCAGGUGGGCUCCUAUUACAAUUGCGACCUCAUCCUGGAGGGGCCAGAGGAAGAGCGUCUAAUUUGCGAGAUUAACUGCGAUGCCUUCGGCAGGGUCAUCAUAUACAACAAGUCCAGCGGAGAUCCCAUUCAUCUCAACGACGUGGCCAUCCAUGCUUCAGGCAAGCGUCCUUUGCUACACGGUGGCAAGAUUACCAUUCGAGAGAAGGUCUACACUUGGGAGUUCCCGAAGUGCUCCGAGGUGCAGGAAGCCCCAUGCACCCCAGAACGCCUAUUGCCCAAAGAACAAGCGUCAAACUCCUGCCCUUCAUUGAAGCAAUCGCAUCGUCUACAAGCCGAAAAACGCCUGACAGUUCACAAUUUUCACUAUAGCAUCAAUUCGGACGACGAAGGAAAUACUUCUAUAGAGUCUCGUGAUCAGAGUGAGUCUCACUUGGAGGAUGUCUCACUGAAUGAAUCCAUUCAACACAGCACAGAGAAGACAGCUUACGAGUCCCCCAAAGUAAAUCUUCUAGAGGCUACGCAGAAUAAGGAGAAUACCGCAACGCCACCAGGUAGCCACCAGAAGCUACUAAAGCUGUGCGCCAUCUCCGACGUGGUUAUUACCUCUUAUUCGCCGCGCGAGACUGGCGUUAAGACCGAGAAAUCCUUUUCAUGUGUGCGAAAACCUGGCUACACCACAACGUCUCUGGCAGUUUCCACGCCUAAGAGCAUAUACAGCACCCCCAAGGGCAAUGUGCUCUCUGAACUAAACGAAGACAGCUGCAGCCGAGAUCUAAUGGACUUCAGCACGCCAUCCACCUCAAAGAAGACCAAGCGGGAUUCGUCUAUGUUCCUGAUAGACCUGACCACCCCAUCAAAGCUACGACAAACACCCAAACAUUCGCAUGCAUCCAAGCUCACACCCAAACAGACGCCUAUCAGUGUAGACAGCACCGACGAAUCAUCAGAUGCAUCCCCAUUAGUCAUUGACAUAACUAACUCUGACACACCGCCAUCACCAAGCCCUUCGCAACGGUAUAAAACUCCUCAGCGUCCGGCUGGUAUCACCACACCCAAUAGAACGCCCCAUUCCCUGAUGAAACGAGCUAUGCUUACCAGCAUUAAAAAGCAGAUCGCCGCCAACCAACCAGAUAAGAAUACCCCCAUAGCCACCCCCAAGCGGACAUCUCUUCUGGAGGCUCGUCGCCACUGCCUGACUACGCCUCGGCGUUUGCCAUUCCAUCCACAUCGGCGUACGCCAGUCCAGCGAGAAGGGCAUACGAGUGGAAACGCACCCAAGACCUCGCCACGCAAACGUAUGUCACUAAUGGAGUCUCCCAGAGAGAACAAGGUCUCCCAGCUCAGAAAGUCGUUUGCGGCUGCCAAGCGUAGUCCCGGCGUUGACAAGAGCAACAAGCUCGUAGCCAAGGCACGUCGUUCGCUUAACUCGCCGAAAAGUGGCUCCCCUAAGCCUGGAUCAUCUAAGCCGUCAUCGCCAUGUCAAAAAAAAACAAUCGAUGUCUCCCAGAUCAAGAGUUCCACUCCGGAAAAACCGGACGAUUCUCAGGAUGAGCUGAGCCGCACGUUCACUAUAAUGCAUGAUACCCAAGGAAAGGAUCAGAGUGGCGCAGCAAUGGCAAUUGAAGCGGUUACUGUUCUCAUCCCUGGGGAAGUAGACGAUGAUGUAUCCUUUCAGCUGAGUUCCCUAAUUGAAAAGAGGCUUCCGUCAGUGAGCUCAGAAGAGCCUACACCUAUCCGAGACAAAGUUGAGCCGAUCGGGACAGAAUCAGAUGUGGAAGGCAAGUUAAAAUCUGCACAAGAAGAUGUGAAUCCUAAGCCAGAUGCGGCCGUACUCGACGAGAAUGAAUGUGACAAACAUGAAUUUGAAACCGGCAAAAAUGAAGACGAAUGUAAAGAAAAAGAUGAACUUCCAGUCGGCAAACAACUAGAGAAUGCUAUUAUUGAGGAUAGCAUUUGCGAAGAGGUUCAUGCGAAUAUUCCUCAACAAACUAAGAAUUCUAAUUCUGAGAAAAUAAUCGAGGAAAGUAUUUGCGAAGAGCUGCCAUUGGAGAGUACUACUGGUAAUUCAAAUUCAACUGGAGGGACAUCUCAAAAAGAGAACCAACCAUCUCCAAAUGCAGAAACCCCCGUGGUUCGCAGGAGCUUGCGCCGUCAUUCUGUUGAGCAGAGGGUAGCGUCAACAACGCCACGGAGAAGCACUCGGCGAUCCUCGAUGGAGGCCAGCAGUAAGACAUUACCCGAGAAGGACAACAAGCGUUCUCGCCGUGCAUCCUGUUCAGCAAUGGACAGCCAAGGCGCUGUUACUCCCCGCCGCAAGCGGCGAUUUACGCAAGAAAUGUCCACACCAACGCGCCAAUCGUUGCGUAUUUUGAACACACCCAAGAGGGAACUUCAGAUGGAUGAAUCUGUGGGCGAUAUGGGAGUCAUAUUGGAAGAAGUUGGUUCCGAAGAUGAUAGUAAAUCUGUCAUCGCUGACGACGAAAAUUAUGGCAACGAGCUGCCAGUUGAUGAUAUCGACAAGGUAGAUUUCCACGGCCUACGGGAUUUAUUGAAAACACCAAAAAGCUGCAGCACACCACGCUUUAAAGGGCUAAGGGAACUGAUGCGAACUCCGAAAAUUCCUGCCUCGCCAAUUAUAGGAAAUAUGGCAGAACUAUUAGAAACCUCUGUUGGUAGGACUCCUUUCCACGAUAGAAGAAGCACUGCAGUAUCCCGCAUGGAGCAAGAAAAGCCUCUGGAAAAUGCUCUGAAAACGCCCAGUGCCCGGAAUAUCAUGGUGCCAAAUGAACCAGCUAGCGCAGUGUUAAAGUCUCGCAAGGAUUCUCUGGCGGCAGCCACAGAAUAUGAUCUGAAUGUGACGAACAACACAUUGCAUUUGGACAAGAUUUUCGAGGACGUGCCCGAAACGACUGGGGCCAAUAUGGAAGACACGGAAGAGAUAAAUGUGACAGCGAUCAGCACAGCCACUGGAGUUGAUCCUCUGGAUUCAAUAAAUCAGAACAAAACAGUGGCAUCAGAGGCACUGAUGAAUGUCGGGCAUACAGCCACAGCGAGCGCUUCCCCAAAGGAUCCUCUGACAAGCACCACCUACAAAGCUACCAUGCAUGCCAAUCCCAAUCUUAGCGCCUUUGCAGAUUGCGGCUUCAGGUCUAUUUCGCCCAACACAAACGAGAUGAGUGGAAUUCAGUUGCUGGACCAGACGUCGGACUCAAUGUUUUCCGAAGCACUAGUAGUUUCGGGCGUAGAGUCGUGCGAAGUCACCGUGGAUGAGACGAGACCUUUAGGCCAAACCAAUCCACCUAUUGAUAACAUUGAGGAUCGCUCAGAUACAGACUCAAAUGUCGGCCUUACUGAGCCCUUGGUAUUUAGUGAUGAUGAGGAGGAGCCAAAGAAAUCGGAACCAACUCCCAAACAGUCUGACGGUUCUCAGGAACUAUCUAUAGCCUACAAGCUUGAAGAAUCUGUCAAUCUGACGGAACACAACACUGUCGAUGAGAAUUCAAGGAAAGUCGAAACGGGUGCUAUCAGUGAAAUUUCACUAAUUGAAGUGGAAGAUACCACAAUUGAGGGAAGUACUUGCGACCAAAAUCUCGAAGGUGGCAAACUUCAAGAAGAGAAAAGUCUAGAUAUCCCAUCAGUUAAUUCUGAUGAAAAUAUUGAAUCUGCAGUGGUGGAAUUGACGAUCGUAGAGUCAGAGAUAUUUCCUUUAGACACAACAGCGGAUAGUUCGAUCAAUUCUACUAAUGUCAUUGACAGUAGUGUGGAAGAAACUAUACCUGACCAAAAUCUCGAAGGUGACAAACUUCAAGAAGAGAAAAGUCUAGAUAUCCCACCAGUUAAUUCUGAUGAAAAUAUUGAAUCUGCAGUGGUGGAAUUGACGAUCGUAGAGUCAGAGAUAUUUCCUUUAGACACAACAGCGGAUAGUUCGAUCAAUUCUACUAAUGUCAUUGACAGUAGUGUGGAAGAAACUAUACCUGACCAAAAUCUCGAAGGUGACAAACUUCAAGAAGAGAAAAGUCUAGAUAUCCCACCAGUUAAUUCUGAUGAAAAUAUUGAAUCUGUAGGGGUGGAAUUGACGAUCCUAGAGUCAGAGAUAUUUCCUUUAGACACAACAGCGGAUAGUUCGAUUAAUUCUACUAAUCUUCUUGACAGUAGUGUGGGAAAAACUAUACCUGACCAAAAUCUCGAAGGGGACAAACUACAAGAAGAGAAAAGUCUAGAUAUCCCACCAGUUAAUACUGAUGAAAAUAUUGAAUCUGCAAUGGUGGAAUUGACGAUCCUAGAGUCAGAAAUAUUUUCUUUAGACACAACAGCGGAUAGUUCGAUCAAUUCCACUAAUGUCCUUGACUGUAGUGUGGAAAAAACUAUACCUGACCAUAAUCUUAAUCAAGAAGAUGCCAAGUCCACAAACGAUGCCCAAGACACUUCAGUUACAGAUGAAAAAUCCUCCACUGACUUAUUUCGUUCAGUUGGCGAAGUAUCACCUUCCAAUAAAAGUGAGGUGCAUACAGAUGAACCACCAAUCAUAAUAUCACCUUCUAAAGAACUGGCAAAAGAGGCAAAAUCUGGUGAUGAGCCCACCGACAAAGACACCUCCAAACCAUCUAUUGAGCGCUCUGAAGAACUUUUCGAUAAGCAACCAUUGCAUGAAUCACAUUCCGAUGAACUUGUAAAAGAAACCAACUCCAAUGAGGUCUCAAUUGAUGGCGAAGUCAUUCAACCAGCCAUUGAGACUUUGCCUUUUAUGGAACAAAAACAAGAACCUGAUGUUUCUACUGAUGCGGAAUCUAAUCAACAUUUCAUCGAAAGUUCGCCUCUCAAAGAACUUUCAGAGGAAACCCAACCGCAGAAGGUACACUCUUUAGAUAAUACUAAACAAGAAGUAAAUCCGUAUCCCGUCAAGGAUGUUUUAAAGGAAACAAAAACUGAUGAAUCUAUCCAACCCGUCACCAACAUAUAUCCAACCGAGGAACUUCAAGAAGAAGCUAAACCUGAUGAAUCACCUACUGAAAUUGUUCAAGGAUCCAACGAGACGAAAACUGAUACUAUUAAACCAAUAAUCGAAACAUCAACUGAAAAAGAACCUCCAGUAGAGGCACAUCCUAAUGAGUUGCCUUCUUCUAGUGAAAAGGAUCAAGUAAUUGUCGAAAAGCCAUCUGAUGAAACUAGGACAAUCAUCGAAUCUUCAGGUGAUGAGCUACUUUCAGAAGCAGGAACUGAUGAAGUGCCUGAUUUAAGUAAAAUCGAUCAACUAAUAACUGAAAAGUCACCCGCCGAAGAACCGACUGAGAAAGCAAAACCUGAUGAGACUCAGGAAGUCGUCGAAACAUCACCCGGGGAGAAAGAUCCAAUGGAAGCCAGUACUAAAGAGGAUCCAUCUGUUAGUAAAAUGGAUAAUGUAGUUGUGGAAACUAAUCCUCAAACAGAUGAGCCAAUUCCAUCGGAUGAAAUUAAAAACUGCGGGCCGGUAGAUAUGUGCAUCGAUGAGGUCCCUUUAAGCAAUUCCAGUGCAGCAUUUGAGAUCGAACACUCUAAAAAAGUCGCUAUGACUUCUUUAGACUUAGAUACUUCCGAUAUAAGUAAAGAAAAGGGAAAUAUGGAAGCUUUGCAGAAUGACGUCGCUUGUGUUAAACAGUCUUCUAUAGCGAGCGAUCUUGCUAAUUUAAGCUCAUUAGAAGUAUCAACGAAUUUAUCUCCCAAUACUCGUCUAUGUGGGACAUCAAUGUCACAGGAUGAAAGCGCUCAAAUUGAUGAACAGAAUGAAAACGAUUACGUCGAAGAACACGUCGCAAUGGAGGCAUCAUCAAAUGAAAUUAUCGCUGCUCAUAAAGAGAGUGAUGAGAAAUUUGAAGAAAAUAUACCUGACGACGCCUUGAGCGUUGUUGAACAAAGUUUACAUGAUGAAAAUGCACUAAUUCAUCAAUCUCUAACGGACCAGAAUAAAGAGGUUUCUAUUAUAGAGGAAUCCGAAGCUGUUGUUUCAGAGGAACCUAAGGAAAGCCAACCAAAUCAGGAUUUCAAAACAGAGGUGAUUCAGUUAGAUGCCUCCAUAAUUGUUGAGCAAGAUACACUAGAUGAAGGUACAUCAGUUGGAGAGGAUAAAGAUCAAUCCACAGAAAUGUCCAUGCUUAAAGAACAAACUAAUGCCGACCAAAUAAUAGAUGUUAACUCGAUGGACAAAAAAGAAUCCACAGAUUGUAACCCCAAAAAGGAUUCUGACGAUAAGGACAAUGACGAUGAAGUUAUUCAAUUAGAUGCCUCGAGCUUAGAUGAAAGUUACACAGAACCAUCCGUCUUAGUCGAAAAACAUUCAGAUAUGGAGUUGAACACUAAGGAAACGGAGAAAUGUAAUCAAAAUCAAUCUGACGAUGAGGUGAUUUCGUUAGAUUCCUCAGGCAUUGCUGAGCAAUGUCCUUUAAAAGAAGAUUCAUUAAUUGAAGAUCCAAACGAUGAUUCCAUUAUAGAGGGUAUCGUAAUAGAAGACAAUGAUGUAAAAGAAUGUGUGUCUGAAGAGUCAUCUAACCAAAAUGAAGUCACUGAACCAGCAAAUCAUAUUUCAAUUAUAACUGAAGAGCCAUCCGAAAAGGAAAUCUGCCCUAAGAUAUCAACUGUAAACGCUGCAAUCUCUUCACCACACCAAGUGGAAUCACAAAAAAUGUACGAACAAAUAAAUCAGGUAGAAACUCUCAUAGGGUGUAACACAUCUGUACCCGCAGUAAUAAUAAAUUCAUCAAGUCCCAAUGGGGAACUUCUUAAUGCUUCUUCGGAACGUGACAUUGAGCUUCCUAUUCCAAAAGUGGAAGACGUAUCUGAUGCAAUGCCAGAUUUUCCAUGUGCUCAAGAUGGCGGUGAAAUAGAAAAGGUUGAUAUUAUGUCAGAGGACAUUGCCAAAGACCAGCAACCUCAGCCAGGAGACCCAGCUAGUUCUAGCUCUACAGGCCACGAACCUGAAUCGACAGUACCUCACGAUGAUGCCGUUGAUAAAAUAGAACCUGCCCCAUUCAAUUCUACUAAUUCUUCUGUGGUACCUUCAGAAAACGAGCCACAAGAAGUAGUCAGUAUUAAAGAAUCUGCCGACUUCACAAAAUCAAGGGAAGGUGGAGACGCUACGGAUAAUAUACAAGAAAAAUGCAAUUUACCAUCGGAACGAGAUCAAGAGCAAGAAGAUGGAACACAUAUCAAGCCAGUAUCUGAAGAUAAAUCUCUAACAAAAACAGAGUCCAAUUCUGCAGUUGAUUCGGAUCAGGAAAUGUUAGCCGUUAAAGAUGAUGCUAGGUGUAGCCAGGAAAAACCAUCUGAGAAGUCUAUUCAUAGUACUUCAAAAGAUUCCAAAAGUAAAGAUCGAACCGACAUUAUAGUUUCCAGACUAACAAUAUCCCCCGAGCCCACGGAGAUGUCCGGACUUAUCAGCAAGCCUUCAAAACAAGAAGAAAAGUUGACGCAUGAAGAUGCAUCUAAGCCAGUAAAAAGAGUGACCAGAAAGGGAUCUGCUUCCGCGGAUAGUGCGACUGAGGUUGAACGUCCAAAAAGAGUGACGAGGAAACCAUCUGCUGAGGUUUUGGAAAUAGAAGACCAUGGAAGCGAUACUAAGCAAGAAGAUGAUCUCAGCAUUAAAUCUAGGGGACGAGCUAGAAAACCAUCAUCAGAUGUAAAUGAGGACAAAACGGAAGCUAUUACAGAAAAAAGAGGACGAGUACGCACUCCAUCCGUAGAAGUUUCUGAAACCACAGCAAAUGUCGAACAGAAAGAAAUCGCGGACCAUAAAUCUGAUGAAGCUCUUAAACCCAUCCUAGAAGAAGAACCAGAGCCAGAAGUUGAGAAAAGAAUCAAGUCAAAUGCAGAACAGGCGAUCAUCAUAGACAAACCCAAAAAACGAUUAAGGAAGGCAUCUUCAAAGGAAUCGGAUACUCCAUUGGAUAAUAAAGAAAAAAUUAAUACGGACUUAGAAGUUGCCAACGAACCUGGAAGUACUCAUUCGAAUUACAGCGAGCAACGAGAUGUUCCAGAGCCUUUUGUAUCGACAACUAAAUCAGAGGUGGAAGGCGAUUUAGAAGGUAAAAUAGAAGUGCAUGAAACCAACCAGAAACAGACCACUAAAGAACGACCCAAAAGACGCGGAAGAAAGGCAUCUGCUAAUGAAACGGACGACGCAUCCGAGAAAAUUGAAAAAGCUGAAGAUCAUUUGAAGGCCAUUAACAAAGAUGGAAAGUUAGCAGUUGUUUUACCUACUACAAGCAAUGAAAUAGAGAACACAAAUACAGAAAUUGUAGCAGACUUAGAGCUAAAGCCAAAAAGACGGGUGCGGAAAGCAUCUGCAAAGGAAACAAACACGACGUCGGACAAAAAGGAAAAGACUUUAGAUAUUUUAGCACCAGUCAUAGAAGUUGAACCCUCGCUGUCCAGUAAAGAGAAUUCGGAUCACUCGGAUUCAAAGGGGCCUGCACCGGUUGCUACUUUGAAUAUAUCCAAGGAAGAACAAGAUCCCGAUAAUGUGUCAAAUGUCUCAUCGGAAAACAGGGCGCCUAAGGAGUCAAAGAAGCAGGAAGAUGUGUCCAAAGAGACAGGUAAAACUCGCGCAGAGAGACCAAAGCGAAGACUUCGCAAGGCAUCCGAAGAUAUAGUCAACGAAGCAAAUGACGCACAUAAUCCUGAAACGGAGGAGGCUUUGGCUUCCGUCCAAGAGGAUCACUUAAAUCUAGCUGAUCAAGAAUUGCCGAAAAAACGUGCACGAAAAUCAGCAGAAUUUAUGGUCGCAAAUGUAGAGGAGCAUACUAAGGAAGAACACGUUGAAAGACCGAAGCGUAGAGGACGCAAGCCUUCUCAAGACAUUGAUCAUGUUUCCCAAGAUGUUCUGGAAAAACCAAAGCGGAGGGGUAAAACACCAGCAGAUCGUGAAACUCACCCUCUGGGCGAUGAAAAGCAGGAGCCAUCUUUGCCAGUUGUAGAGCCUGCGAAGAAGACCAGACGUAAUGCACGCAAAGCUUCUGCGGAAACUGUUGAAGCCGUUUCAACUAGCGGCGAAGAGCAUCUUGCGCAAAUAAGAGAAGAGGCGACCGAGCCAGUCACAGAAUCAGAACCGGCACCAACUGAAUUACUUCCAGAUGAGGGUGAGGUAAACAAGACCCAGCGACGCGGUCGUAAGCCCACUUUGGAUACGGAUGAGGGGAUUAAAAAGACACCACCAGAGGAUCCAGCUCCGCUUCCCUCUCAUUCACGCAGACGUGGACGCAAAGCCACCGAGGAUGAGGCCUUACCAACUGCAGAUCUGGCUGUGCCGAAAACAAAGCUUCGUGGACGCAGGGCGUCCAUGGAGCCAGAACAUAAGGACGAGCUCCCAGCGGAGUCUAGUUCCGAUGUCGUGGAACUGCCAGCGGCCAAGACAACGCGCCGCGGUAGAAAGCCAAGUGUAGAUAUGAAAGCGACCACACCGGAGAAGAAACCACCAUCUCGACGUGUGCGCAAGGCAUCAGCGAGUGUCGAUGAGGAACAGCCAGUGGCCAAGAAAACGGCAAUACGUCGCGGUCGUAAAAACGAAGCUCAAGACGAGGAAAGAGAACAGAUCGACUUGCAGGACUUGCCUACCGAAAUUGCUUCGGCGCUCGUGGACACAUCGGGAUCCCCUUUGAAGGCUUCCGAUGCCGAAGAACUUACUCCACGCCGCCGAGAGGGACGCAACUUGCCACGUAAAAACUACGAGGAGGCACCGGACGAUGAGAAGCCGCAUUCAGGACUGCGACGGGCACGCAAGCCACCAGCGGCAAGCAAGGCCCUGGCCAACAAGGCGUCAGAGCCAGAUCCAGUUACACCUUUGCCCGUAACCAAUCAACCACCCGUGAAAGCAGACGAUACACCCGACAACGCAGCUUCUCUUCCGGAGCCCACGACCUCGCAGCGACGCGAAGGACGAAACCUACCGCGCAAGAACUACACGGAGGAUCUGGACGACGAAAAGCCUACACCGGCUCGUAGUCGCCGCGUACGCAACCUGACUGCAAAGGCGCUGGAAUUAAUUGUGGACUCUUCACCGCGGCCAGCGACUCCGAAACGGCCGAAGGGCAAGGCAGCCAACUCUGAGGAGCCACCGGCAAAGAAGGCCACCCCAGAAAUUCCAUCAACAACAGAAGCGUCUGGGCCAGAGCAUGAGCCGAUCCCAGCAACCAAGGGGCGUGGAACUCGUCGAAAGGCCGACGACAGCGAUUUGGAGAAGCCGGAUGUCAAAACAGCCAAAAAGACCGUACGCGGCGCGGGAGGCAAAACCAAAGCCGAGACUGAAACGGAGAAGCAACCACCCAUCAAAAAGCCGCGAGGCGGAGCUCGUGCCAAAACACCAUCGGAGGAGGCUCCUCAGGAGGAGGAACAGGCAAAGAAGCCUGCCCCUCGCAGUCGAGCAAAAAGCGCCAAGGCAGUAGAACCGGAGCAGCCCGCCGAGGAACCCCAAGUCGAAGCUCCUCCCGGCUCCUCUACAUCGACGGCGGCAGUUCGAGGUGGCCGAGGCCGGAAGGUACACUUUGAGACCGCGCCGGAGACCUCUGCUGUUGAGGGUGCGCCACAGCGCGCAACUCGGUCACGACGAAAGUAAUAUCACAUCUAUUUCAUUCAUAAGCUUUGUACUAAUCUGUAUAAUUUUUUGAUUUAGUUUUUAAUCUAAAAUUUAAAUGAACUAAUUUUACGUUAACUUGUGUAAAAAAAAAAUUCAUUUAUAUAUUAAUUAAUGAAUGCGUGUUAUUUUUUAAUUUUUCUUGUUAAUCAACCCAUUUCGGUGGGAUAUCGUUGGAAUGGCUCCCCUUGCUCAGAACAAAAACUAACCUUAAUAGAUUUAAGGCAUUUAAAAAUAUUAAUACAUAUAUAUACAUAGUUUAUCACUUAAGGCAUUAUCAGAACUCCCAAAAAUAAUAAAGUUUCGUAAACCAA